AUGGCUCCCUCAAGGAUCUCGCCGGAGCCGGCAGCAUCACAACCACCGCUGGGCCUCACUCCCAAACAAAUCGCCUCGUUCUGGCGGGAUGGCUAUCUGAUUAUACCCUCGUACCUCUCCGCGGACACAUGCGAGAGCCUCCUCUCGAAGACGCAGGAGCUCCUGUCCGAAUUUCCGCUGGCCGACCACCCCAUGACACGAUUCACGACCGGCAAAGACGAAAACGGCGACUCGACCUCGCAACAGCACGUUGGCGACGACUACUUCCUGACGUCGGGAGACAAAGUGCGGUUCUUCUUCGAGGAAGACGCCUUUGACCAAGAGACAGGCGAGCUGGUCAAGCCUAAAGAACGGGCGAUCAACAAGAUCGGACACAAUCUACACGGCCUCGUGCCGGAGUUUGGCAACGUUUCCCACGCCGGGGAGAUCGGGCGCCGCAACGCCGCAAUAGCGCGAGAUCUGGGAUACAGGGACCCGCGACUGCUCCAGAGCAUGGUGAUAUGCAAGCAACCUGAGAUCGGCGGCGCGGUGAACCCGCACCAGGACAGCACGUUCUUGUACACGAAGCAGCCGUCGGCCGUGGGCUUCUGGAUCGCCCUCGAAGACGCGACGGCCGAGAACGGGUGUCUGGGUUUCGCGCCCGGCAGCCACCGCCGAGCACCGAUACACGAACGAUUCGUGCGGAACGAGGACAACACGGGAACGACAUUCGUGCCUGUCCCUGCAGACGGGCAGUGGCCUAGAGAUUUCGAGCACGAGGAGGCGCCCUUGGACGACGGGCAGGAGGAGUACGUGCUGGGAGAAGUCACCGCCGGUAGUCUGGUGUUGAUUCAUGGCAACAUCCUGCACAAGAGCAAGAAGAACACGAGUCAGAAGGGACGCAUAAUAUACACUUUCCAUCUCAUCGAGGGAGAGGAGCAGUAUGACGGGAGGAACUGGUUACAGAUACCUGGAGGCCCGAGUCGGUUUACCAAGUUGGACGGGACGGCGUAG
Exophiala spinifera is the source of this 993-nucleotide messenger RNA. RefSeq lists its product as uncharacterized. The transcript has a single exon. The record is from RefSeq and is a predicted model, not a curated record. The coding region runs from base 1 to 993 and encodes 330 amino acids. Lineage: Eukaryota; Fungi; Ascomycota; Eurotiomycetes; Chaetothyriales; Herpotrichiellaceae.